AUGGUAGAUCAUCAGCAGUUGAUGCGUGUCUAUGGUGCAUUGAUGUGGUCACUUGGAAAAGUUAGUUUCACAUUUCGAAUUUAUAAUGGAGCCAUUAAUUUUUUUAGACGUCUAUUCCAAGACGAACAGCAUGACUUGUUCCAAGAUCUGCAAGCACUUCCUCGCAACGCUGCACUUCGCAAGCUCAAUGAUCUUAUAAAACGAGCUCGUCUAGCGAAGGUUCACGCGUACAUAAUUUCCGAAUUACGUAAACAAAUGCCAAGUAUGAUUGGCAAGGAAAAGAAGAAGAAGGAACUAAUACAGAAUUUGGACAAGAUAUUUGAACAGCUUCAGCGAGAGCACAAUAUAUCACCUGGAGAUUUCCCUGAUGUGAACAAAAUGCGUGAUAGGCUGCAAACACACGAUUUCACACGAUUCAAUCCAAUUAAACCGAAAUUGCUUGAAAUAGUUGACGGCAUGCUUGCUACUGAUAUUGCCCGGCUCAUGGCCCAGAUACCAAAAGAAGAAGCCCAAGUAACUGCUGCUGCGACCACUAACGGACAUAUACCCGAGCAACCAACGGUGAAAGGAGGAGCCUUCAGCCAAGCUCAAGAGGCCGAAACUCCCUUCGGAUUCGGACGGGGUGAAGGCUUCGAUAAAGGCGCUGAUGAACCUGAUUGGGUCGUUAGUCGUGAACGAAGAGAUGCAGAUGCCACAUUUGAAAGCCUCGGACCAGUUGACGGCUUUAUCAGUGGGCGUGUUGCCAAGGAGCAUAUGGUCAAAUCUAAACUGCCGAACUCAGUGCUUGGAAAGAUUUGGAAAUUGGCCGAUGUCGACAGAGACGGGCAGUUGGAUGCCGAUGAAUUUGCUCUUGCCAAUUAUCUUAUCAACCUCAAGCUUGAAGGUGAGUGA
Molecule: messenger RNA, 891 nt
Organism: Cooperia oncophora
Lineage: Eukaryota; Metazoa; Nematoda; Chromadorea; Rhabditida; Trichostrongylidae
Source: the annotation of a GenBank genome assembly